AUGUCAUCGAGAAAGAAGGUCCUUCUCAAGGUCAUUAUCCUUGGCGAUAGCGGUGUCGGAAAGACGAGUCUGAUGAACCAAUAUGUCAACAAGAAAUUCAGUGCAAGCUACAAGGCUACAAUCGGCGCCGACUUCCUGACGCGCGAGGUUCUCGUCGACGACCGACAGGUGACGAUGCAGCUUUGGGAUACGGCAGGACAGGAGCGCUUCCAGUCUCUGGGCGUUGCCUUCUACCGUGGUGCCGACUGCUGCGUGCUCGUAUACGAUGUCAACAACUCCAAGAGUUUCGAUGCCCUGGACAGCUGGAGGGACGAGUUCUUGAUUCAGGCUUCGCCGCGGGACCCGGACAACUUCCCAUUCGUCGUUCUCGGAAACAAGAUUGAUGUCGAGGAGAGCAAGAGAGUGAUCUCGACCAAACGCGCCAUGACCUUUUGCCAGUCCAAGGGCGGUAUUCCCUACUUCGAGACCAGUGCAAAGGAGGCCAUCAACGUCGAGCAGGCAUUCGAAGUUAUCGCACGGAACGCUCUGGCCCAGGAGGAGUCCGAGGAGUUCAGCGGUGAUUACCAGGACGUCAUCAACAUCCCCAUCGAAAACCCCCGGGACGGAUGUUCUUGCUAA
Messenger RNA from Colletotrichum fioriniae, 618 nucleotides. RefSeq names its product Rab GTPase ypt7 (gene YPT7). Gene Ontology annotation, cellular component: late endosome; phagocytic vesicle; fungal-type vacuole membrane. The record is from RefSeq and is a predicted model, not a curated record. Gene Ontology annotation, molecular function: GTP binding; GTPase activity. Lineage: Eukaryota; Fungi; Ascomycota; Sordariomycetes; Glomerellales; Glomerellaceae. Gene Ontology annotation, biological process: regulation of vacuole fusion, non-autophagic.